Drosophila santomea is the source of this 5323-nucleotide messenger RNA. RefSeq lists its product as uncharacterized. Gene Ontology annotation, molecular function: serine-type endopeptidase activity; protein binding. The record is from RefSeq and is a predicted model, not a curated record. Gene Ontology annotation, biological process: proteolysis. The transcript is spliced from 14 exons. Gene Ontology annotation, cellular component: membrane. Lineage: Eukaryota; Metazoa; Arthropoda; Insecta; Diptera; Drosophilidae. Bases 1139 to 5323 code for a protein of 1394 amino acids.
GUUGACUGACGUCGUGGCCAACAGCACGUGCUUACCGAGGCGGCGCGUGCAGCAAAAAGGAGUAGCAGCAGCUGUAGUGGCCCACAACAACAACAACAACGACGGCAGCAGAAGCAUCAGCAGCCGAGCAGCCAGUUGAAAAGCUACACACAGAGUAUACAACACACAGCGCUAGUAUCACAACAACAAGCUCUUUGGGCUAGGCCGCGAGAAGGGAGGUGACGAGCGGGGACCGAUUUUAACUUGAGUGAAAUACAAGCAGUUGAAGAAGAAGCAGCAGGACAAUUCACCAAAUUGCAAAUGUGUGUAAAUACACAAUGUGUGAGCAAGAGGAGGGUUGGAGAAAGGAACUGGGAUAGAGAGUGAGUUAGUGGGAAUGACAAUGAAAACGCGACAAUAAAUUAGCUGUAAACUGCACCUUGUUAUUUGCACAUGAAUCGAAAGUGGAUUAUAUAUUUUGCUAUUAUAUUAAUAACAACACACAAAAGGAGACCAGAAGAACCAGCAGUAAUCAAAGUUAAUUUACCAACACAAGAAACGUAAACGUGAAAUUCUAUUUACGCAAAUAAUGAUCCGCAAGGAGCGCGGAGGAGAAAGAAGAAGAAGGGGCGAAUAAGUAGGCAACAUAAGAAUUAGGAGCAGCAGCCGGAGAAGCAGGCAGCGCGCAAACAGGAUACUUAAAAUAUCAAGGCAAACACACACACAAACACGAGUACACACGCACACGCACUUGCCCGAAGGAGGUUCAUAUUUUUGGCGAAAAAACACAAAACCACUGCACGAAAUAAAUAGAAUAUAAACCCAACAACGCUGAGGUGUAUGGCCCAAAGGCAAGGCAAACAAACAGAGCCCAAAAAAAGAGGAGAAGAAGAAGCGAAACAUAAAGAUGCCAAAAUGCUGGACGGAGAUUGAUGCUGGCUGCCAACGAACAGCACCCACUACAACAACAACCACAAGCACAGCAGCAGCAGCAGCAGCAGCAGCAGCAACAACUGCAACACAAAUAAUAAGGCCGAGACAAACGACAACCAAGAACAACAGCAACAAGAGCAACAGCAGCAGUGACAACCGCCAAAUGUGAGCAGACAAACGACAGCAAUCGAGAUAUACUGACUUCGAAAUACCUCGCGAUUAAGCCAUGAACGCACUCGAUAUGAAUAAACAAUUUCUGAGCGUCUCCCAGGACCAUCAUCAUCAGACCUCGGUGGCGGACCAGCGGAGUCGCUCAAGAUCGGAGCGCGCCGCCAGCCUUGCGCUGCCUCUCAACUCGCUGCUGGACUUCUACGACAAGCAGCAGGAGCAGUGCAAGUCCGUGACUCUGCUGCCGUUGCCCAGCAACUCCGGCGGCAUCAGCGAGAGCAGCGACCUCACCAGCAGCAACAGCAUCGUGCGGCGACACUCCUCCCACUACUAUCCAAUGCUCGAGGACAAGCAGAAGCCGUCGCAGCUGCCCCAGGCAGCCACCGAAAUGCUUGUAAACAUGACGGAGCUAAAAUAUGGCCAGUCAGCGCUCCAGAGGGCCAUCGCGGGUGGAAGGCAGGUCCAUCAGCACCAGCAGCACUUGGUGCGGGUGGACACCCCAGUGACGCCCCCGCCUCCCAUUCCGAGGCGUCUGCUGCGCGGCAAGUCCUCCUGGCAGUCGUCGAGUCACACACUUCCACUCUCGGCUGGCGGACAGGAUGGCGCCCACGGCACGGGCACAGUAUUUGUUUAUCCGCAGCCAGAAGACGUGACCGCAGAGGCAGUAGUCCGGGGAUCAGGCGACGGACAAGGAGGAGGUACCGGGCUGCAAUCAGCACUGCUUGUUGACAUAGCCACACGUCCGGCGUCCGGAUAUGCGGAUGCCGAUGGGAUUUCCGAUGAUGACCGCAUGAGUCUGGAGAACUCCGUGUUCGACGAGUCGCUAACAUCCACGCCCGUCAAGGUCGCCGGCUAUUUGACCGGCCGCUACGCCGGGCUAAGUCACAUGGCCAAGCGGGCGCAGCGCUCCUCCAGCAGCACCGUGGAUUCCGCCUACGGCUCAUCGCUGGGCGGGCACAGUGAGCGGUUCGCCAGCAGCUCGACUAGCGUGGACUUUCGCAGUCGUUUUUCCUCGGUGGACACCCAGUCCUCGCUCGACGAGAAGCCUCUGUCUAGUUCGAUUGACACGCCGCUGGCCAGAGAUCCCAGGGAGGCGUACAGGGAACGUGCUGUGCUUAACGAUGCCAUGCAUAAGCUGAAUAACAACAACACCAGUCUGGGACUUGCCCUUUACACGGCCAGCAAUAACAACAACAGCAGCAGUGUGGGAAGCGAUGGUUCCAAGCUACCAGUGGUUCCCGCCCGGAAGCAGCCGCCGUCAGCGAAGGGCUGCAACAACAGCAACAGCAACCACUCGACCGGCGAAACUCACUCCCAGAGCUCCAAAGAACCCAGCAGCGUCUCGGCCUCGGCCUCCACUUCGUCCGCCGCCUCAGCAGGAUCCAGCACCAUCUCCAGCGGCACCAUGUCAUCUUUGUCUGGUCCAUGUCCAGCCGUUGUGCCGCCCACUGAUUUUAUUACCAAACGUCCAGGGCCCCCAGAACCACCAUUGCGGCAGGCAAAUGUAUUUGACACAGUGGAGACGGGAUCGCGGGGUCACCCGCCGCCUCCUUUAACUGUGCGGAAUAAGCUCGUACGCAAUAAACCGCCGCCAAUUACGUACCCUCGGGUGCAACAGCGCCAGGACUCCACGCUGUCCAGCGAUAGCUACUCAAUCAGCUCCAGUCCGGGCUACAACUCUAAGCUUAUGGAAGCACCACUGCUGGGUUCCCAGCAAGGGGGACGUAAGUCCAACGCACCCGGCACCGCGCAGCGCCAAACUCCGCUCAUGGAUUUGGCUCCCACUCGAUUUCUGGGAGGCGGCGGCGGCGGAGGACGCGGAAGUGGCAAGCAGGCUCCCGUAAUGCCGCCACCAAGGAGCAAGAUCAACUUUCGCCAGGACUCGACCAUCUCAAGCGACAGCUUUAGCCAGACGUCCAGUCCGGGAUACAAUUCCAAGCUCAUGGAGGCGCCGCUGCUGCCCUCGUUGUCCGCCAAGCGGCUGUGCAGUGCGCCAGCCCCGAUCGUGUGCCGUCAGGGAGUACAGCACGAGCCCAUCGAGGAGCUGGAACCGCCGCAGACGAUCUCGCCGCUUCAUAAGGCGGCUGGGCAGCCCAGCAGUCUGCAGACCAUCGUCCGCUUUCAAAAUGGAGCACCGCACACCAUGUCCUUACAGCAUCAGAUUAUUAACCGGCGCAAGAGCUCCAAUCCGUACAUCACAAACGGCCGCUUAAAGUUCCGCCUGUUUCAAAUCCUUAUCAACGCCUUUGCCCUGCUGGCCAUCGCCGGAGGUUUGGCUGCCUACUUUAAUGCAUAUCCGACUAUAAAGUUCGUGAACAAGACUAUCAUCAACACGAUUCACGUGGAGGACACCACAAGUUUUGGCAAGAAUCCAGCCCCAGGCACAUGCCUUCCCAUUAUUGUGCGAUUUUGCCAAGGUCCCCAGAUUCCCUACAACUACACCGUGUUCCCCAACUAUAUCGGCCACUUCGGACAGUUGGAAACGCAAACGGACUUGGAUUCCUAUGAGGCCCUGGUGGAUGUGAGAUGUUAUGAGCUGGUGUCCCUGUUUCUCUGCACGCUUUUCGUGCCCAAGUGCGGACAGAGCGGGGCCACGGUGCCACCUUGCAAAACCCUCUGUACGGAGACGAUGCGCCGCUGCGGCUUCUUUUUCGACGUUUUCGGACUGAGUCUGCCCGAGUACCUAAACUGCAAGCUCUUCAAGGACUUUCCGAGUUCCGAGGACUGCGUGGGGUUGGAUGAGGUUCGUGAGGUGAUGAGAGCCGCUACGCAUCCGAAGUGCGAUGGUUUCCAGUGCGACCAGAACCGUUGUCUGCCGCAGGAGUACGUGUGCGAUGGCCACCUCGACUGCAUGGACCAGGCAGACGAGGCCAAGUGCGAGCGGUGCGGACCAGACGAGAUCUACUGCGGCGACAACCAGUGCAUUGGAACCAAGCACAUAUGCGACGGCAUCACUGACUGUCCCUAUGGCCAGGAUGAGCGCAACUGCUUGAGGCUAAGUGAGCGGAACGGCGAUGUGGGCACCGGGGUUCUGGAGGUCUACCGCAUCGGUCAGCGGCAGUGGAUGCCCGCGUGUGUAAAGAACUGGGAUCGAGCAGUAUCGCCCAGCGCAGUGUGUUCCAUUCUGGGCUACUCGGCCGUGAAUGCCACCAGUGUCCUGACCCAGCUUACUCACCGCCCACUGCUGGCCACGGUAAAUGUGUCCACAGACAUUUGGAAAAUGUACGCCAAAAGAAAGUCCACCUUGAUGCAAGAGUUUGCCAACUGCAAGAAGACGGAGGAUUAUCCUAUGGCCGAUCUAACGUGCUCCAAUUAUGAGUGCGGACGAGUAAAGCGGGGUAGACACAAGCCAUCAAGACGCAUCAUUGGAGGAACCCAAGCCAAUCCAGGCAAUUGGCCAUUCCUGGCUGCAAUUUUGGGCGGUCCGGAGAAAAUUUUCUACUGCGCAGGCGUCCUAAUAUCAGAUCAAUGGGUGCUCACAGCCUCACACUGCGUGGGAAACUAUAGCGUGAUCGAUUUGGAGGACUGGACUAUUCAGCUGGGCGUAACGCGUCGUAAUUCUUUCACCUACUCGGGUCAGAAGGUUAAGGUCAAGGCUGUAAUUCCGCAUCCGCAAUACAACAUGGCCAUUGCCCACGACAAUGACAUAGCUCUCUUCCAACUUGCCACGCGCGUUGCCUUUCAUGAACACCUGUUGCCCGUAUGUUUGCCGCCGCCGAGCGUGAGGAAUCUGCAUCCUGGCACCCUGUGCACCGUCAUCGGAUGGGGGAAGCGGGAGGACAAGGACCCCAAGUCGACGUAUGAGUACAUAGUAAACGAGGUGCAAGUGCCCAUCAUCACGCGUAAUCAGUGCGACGAAUGGCUGGACAACCUGACGGUGUCGGAGGGCAUGGUCUGUGCCGGGUUCGAUGACGGAGGCAAGGAUGCCUGUCAGGGAGAUUCGGGCGGUCCGCUGCUGUGUCCGUAUCCAGGGGAGAAGAAUCGCUGGUUCGUGGGCGGCAUAGUCUCCUGGGGCAUUAUGUGUGCGCAUCCCCGUCUGCCGGGCGUGUAUGCGAACGUGGUGCAAUAUGUGCCUUGGAUACAGGAGCAGAUUGCGAAGCAUACACGUCCCAUUAAAGAGGACCGCGUUAACAAGUACGACCUACAUCCAGGAGGACCCGACAUACUAUCCAAAAUAGCCACUGAUCCAAUGCGUGAGGGUACUCACCACUACACUCAUUCCAGGACGUCGUCCAAAAAUUAA